AUGCCAAAGAACACCCCAGCGCCUGAUGAGCCCGUCGUCACCUUCAGCUCAGGCUCCAACGCACCGGUUGCCCUGCGUCUUCUCCACCUCAACGAUGUUUAUCACUUAGAACCUGCGAGCGCUGAGCCGGUGGGCGGUGUUGCUCGCUUCAUCACUGCCGUCAACGAGUACCGAAGCCACGAACGCUACCAGGGCCAGCCCGAGCUAGUGACUCUAUUUUCGGGUGAUGUCUUCAACCCUAGUCUCGAAAGUUCCGUCACAAAAGGCGAGCACAUGGUCCCAGUGCUCAACAAGAUCGGCGUUGACUGCACUUGCGUUGGUAACCAUGACUUUGACUUUGGAGUCAAGCAAUUUGAGCACUUGACCGCCAAGUGCAACUUUCCCUGGCUUCUCGCCAAUGUCCUUGACCCGGCUCUGGGCAAGAAUGUACCUCUCGGACAUGCCAAGCACACGCACAUGAUCACAUCAUCCAAUGGAAUCAAGAUUGGUCUCCUCGGUCUCGGCGAAAGAGAAUGGCUAGAGACGAUCAAUAGCUUGCCGCCAAACAUCAUCUACAAGUCGGCCAGCGAGACAGCCAAGGAAUUGGUACCGCAGCUCCGGGCCCAGGGUGCCGACAUCAUCAUCUGUCUCAGUCAUCAGCGUGAGCCAAACGACAACAAGCUUGCUGAGAAGACCGAAGGUCUCAUUGACAUAAUCCUGGGCGGGCACGACCAUUACUACGCUCAUAGCUUCGUCAAUGGCACGCACGUGCUCCGAUCCGGCUCCGACUUUAAACAGCUCAGUUACAUCGAGGUUCGAAAAAAGGAGGAUGGUUCAGGAAAGUGGGACUUUGACAUUCUACAGCGCGACAUCGUUUCCUCCAUCGCGGAAGAUCAGGAGACACUAAAGCUUACUGAAGACCUUACCUCCAAGCUGAAACACAGCCUGGCCAAGUCUGUAGGCUGGACAGCCUCACCGUUGGAUGCGAGGUUCAGCACCGUCCGGAUGAAGGAGAGCAACAUGGGAAAUUUCGUUUGCGACGUCAUGAGACAUUACCACAACGCCGAUUGUGCCCUGAUGGCAGCCGGCACAAUCCGUGGCGACCAGAUUUAUCCUCCCGGCGCGAUCAGGGUCAGGGAUAUCACCAACUGCUUUCCCUUUGAGGAUCCCGUCAUCUUUAUCAGAGUCACUGGCCAGCAGCUCUGGGAUGCCUUGGAAAAUGGCGUAUCCCAGUACCCAGCACAAGAAGGCCGAUUCCCGCAAGUAUCCAACAUCGAGUACACCUUCGACCCCAGCAAGCCGGCGGGCUCCCGUAUUGUAGCAGCGACUCUCGGGGGCGGCCCGAUAGAACCGGAAAAGAAGUACACACUCGCAACGCGAGGCCUACUCGUCGAGCCCGAGGGCGGAACCGCCGAGGAGAUUGUCUGCGAAGAGAACGGCAUUCUCAUCUCCGCCAUGUUGCGCCAGUACUUUAUGAGCCUUCGCACAGUUGGUCAAUGGAAGAACCUCAGCGAACACUGGGUCAAGGUCGCCGAGAAGUGUCACAGUCCAGUCGAGCCCCGGAAGAUGUGGGAGACGCCGGCGGAGACGGGCACCUCUGACCCUAAGCCAAAAGUCGAGUCAAAGUCGUGGGCCGAGUGGAUGGUCAAGAGACAUGCCCUGAACAUCAAGCCUCCCAAGGAUGACUCCGACGAAGAGGUUGACUCUGAGGAUGAAGUGGAUAGUGUCGCUCAGAUUGACAUGGAGAUGCUCAUUAUGCGUAAGUUCUUCGCUAGAUGGGCAAGCAAGGCGGGAGUCAAAGCUGAGGUAUGUGACCCUCUGCAUGAGGGGGAGUUCACGGUCGACUGGACCCGUGUCAUUGCACCUGUUCUAGAGGGACGCAUCAAGAUGAUCAGUUAG
Messenger RNA from Colletotrichum fioriniae, 1878 nucleotides. The record is from RefSeq and is a predicted model, not a curated record. NCBI's taxonomy places the organism in Eukaryota, Fungi, Ascomycota, Sordariomycetes, Glomerellales, Glomerellaceae.